AUGACGCUUUUCACAACGUCGAAGCCGGAUGCCGUAGCACAUACAUGCGUCGUCGUGUUCGACAAGACACACGCGGUUUCCUUUCGACAUGGACAGCAUUCAUCGCUCGAGAUAGCGGAACCAGUAACCCUGUACAACGUUCUGGAUCCGUCUAUGCGUGUCGAGGUUUUAUUUUCCAAUUAUUUGAACUAGUUGAUAAAUUUGAGCUGCUUUUCAGACUGUUGUGCACGCCGUUUCCGAUUCUUACGAUAUAGUUGUGUUCAAGAUGGUGAAAGGGGAAUUCUCGAACUAUCCGCAUGCUCUGGGCUCGAUUUUUCGCGGUCAGACAUACAAGCAGCUAGGUAUCUGUUCACAGCGAGAGCACACAUGGAAAGAGGGAACCGUUGCGGAGAGGCGUGGUAUGUCUAAUUUCUUAACUUCACAGAUGUUGAUUGUUUGAUUUAGUCGGCUUCUUCGUUGGGAGUUCGUAUGGAAAGAUUGACGAUUCGGGCUCCGGAAUCUUUAACUAUGCUGGCCACUUCCUCGGGAUAUCGGUUGCCAAGAAAAGCUUCGUCUUCAAUGAUUGUCAAAAUAUGCCAAUCGCCGAAGUUGCUGAUCAUUUCUCGGAUACUAAAAUCAUCAGUUCCGACACCAUAUUGACGAUAUCGGAAAUCAUUGGUCCAGAUGCCGAAGUAAGUUAAUUUAGUUAGAUAAUUGGUUUAAUUGUUUUGUAUCAGUUCGAUCCACCAAAAAAGAAGCAUGCGUCCGGUGCGAACUAG
This is a messenger RNA of Caenorhabditis sp. 36 PRJEB53466, 758 nucleotides long. The record is from the annotation of a GenBank genome assembly. NCBI's taxonomy places the organism in Eukaryota, Metazoa, Nematoda, Chromadorea, Rhabditida, Rhabditidae.